AUGAAGAUUUUUUCCCGCUACCAGACAUUUAGAUUCAUCUGGCUCGCUAAGCCACCUGGCCGUCACUUUCACAGAGAUCGCCAGCUUUGGACACCUCUGACUCUUGCUGACUUUGAGGCCAUAAAUCGCUAUGACAGGCCAUUGCCUAAGAACUUUAACUUUGCUGGGGAUGUGCUGGACGAGUGGUCCCAAAAGGAGAAGACAGGGGAGACAUCGGGCAACCCAGCCCUGUGGUGGGUGAACGGCAAAGGGGAUGAGGUGAAAUGGAGCUUCAGAGAACUGGGCUCUUUGUCCCGAAAGGCAGCCAAUGUACUUACCAAGCCCUGUGGCCUGGAGAGAGGAGACCGGGUGGCCGUGAUUCUGCCCCGAAUCCCUGAGUGGUGGCUGGUAAACGUGGCUUGCAUGCGAACAGGGCUUGUCUUCAUGCCAGGAACAAUCCAGUUGACAGCAAAAGACAUCCUCUACAGGCUGCGAGCAUCCAAGGCCAAAUGCAUUGUGGCCAGUGAGGAGGUGGCCGUGGCAGUGGAGUCCAUUGUCUCGGAGUGUCCCCACCUGAAGACCAAACUCCUGGUGUCUCCAUGUGGACGGAAUGGGUGGCUCAGCUUCCAGGAAUUAUUUCAAUACUGGUUGGACUUGAAGUCCUCAGAUAUCAUAUGGAACAUGUCUGACACAGGCUGGAUCAAAGCUGCCAUUGGCAGCACGUUUUCUUCCUGGCUUCGGGGAGCCUGUGUUUUUGUGCAUCGCAUGGCCCAAUUCGACACAGACACCUUCCUAGAUACGCUUACUACUUAUCCCAUCACGACCCUGUGCAGCGCUCCCACUGUAUACCGGAUGCUUGUGCAAAAAGACCUUAAGAGAUAUAAAUUCAAGAAGCUGCGCCACUGCUUGACAGGAGGGGAGCCGCUCAACCCAGAAGUGCUGGAACAGUGGAAGGCGCAAACUGGGCUGGAGCUGUAUGAGGGCUACGGACAGACAGAAGUGGGAAUAAUUUGUGCCAAUCAAAAAGGACAAGAAAUUAAACCAGGCUCGAUGGGGAAAGGAGUUGUACCCUAUGAUGUCCAGAUUAUAGAUGAAAAUGGCAAUAUUCUACCACCUGGCAAAGAAGGGGAAAUUGCCCUCAGACUGAAAUCUACACGGCCCUUCUCUUUCUUCUCUGAAUAUGUGGACAAUCCAGAGAAAACUGCUGCCACGUUAAGAGGAGAUUUUUAUGUCACUGGAGACAGAGGAGUGAUGGACAGUGAUGGGUAUUUCUGGUUUGUCGGCAGAGCUGAUGAUGUCAUUAUAUCCUCUGGGUACCGCAUUGGGCCAUUUGACGUGGAGAGUGCACUCAUUGAGCACCCAGCAGUUGUUGAAUCAGCUGUUGUCAGUAGUCCAGAUCCAAUCCGAGGAGAGGUAGUCAAAGCUUUUGUUGUCUUAUCUGCACCCUUUAAAUCCUCCAACCCAGAGAAAUUAACUGUUGAGCUUCAGGAUCAUGUGAAAAAAUCAACUGCACCUUACAAAUAUCCAAGAAAGGUGGAAUUUGUUCAAGAACUCCCAAAGACCACCACCGGGAAAAUCAAACGCAAUGUUUUAAGAGACCAAGAAUGGGGACGAACAUAG
This is a messenger RNA of Propithecus coquereli (Coquerel's sifaka), 1599 nucleotides long. RefSeq names its product acyl-CoA synthetase medium-chain family member 4 (gene ACSM4). The coding region runs from base 1 to 1599 and encodes 532 amino acids. Gene Ontology annotation, biological process: fatty acid biosynthetic process; acyl-CoA metabolic process. NCBI's taxonomy places the organism in Eukaryota, Metazoa, Chordata, Mammalia, Primates, Indriidae. Gene Ontology annotation, molecular function: fatty acid ligase activity; fatty-acyl-CoA synthase activity. The transcript has 12 exons. Gene Ontology annotation, cellular component: mitochondrial matrix. The record is from RefSeq and is a predicted model, not a curated record.